CAACCAAUUGGAGAUUUAGAAAUCCUCUAAACUAUGGAUUUUCUGACAAAAGUGUGGGCCAAAGAAGCGCCCACGCCUAUAGAUAUUGAAACGCCCACUGACACAAAGGCAAAGCCACCAACUCCACCCGUCGUUGCAAUCGAUUCCCAGGAUGUUCAGGACGCCAACCUCUCCAACGACCAAACGCCCAGCAAUGAGAGUAAGGAUUGGGGCUAUGAUCUGUAUCCGGAGCGACGCGGCGUAACCUUCAAGCCCAAGUGGACACGCAUCCUCUUUGGUAUGGAAGGUCAGGAGAACAUUGAUCGCUAUAAAUGUGAACAGAAUGUCUAUUGGUGUGUGAAGAACGGUCCACUGGUCAAACUAAUGAUGGGAGCACUGAAGAGUUCCGGGUGCCCCAUCGACCUGCGUCGGCACAUCUCCUGCGAGGUGUGUGAUCCUUCCGUGACUGGUGGCUACGAUCCAAAGUUGAAUCAGAUUGUGGUCUGCCAGAAUAUGGCCAAGAACAAAAGCAUGGUGCAUGGCGUGCUUACGCAUGAAAUGAUACACAUGUUCGAUUACUGCAACAACGAUCUGGACUUCCGAAAUGUAGAUCACCUGGCGUGUACGGAGAUCCGAGCGGCCAAUCUGGCGCAUUGCUCUUUUUUGAGUGCCAUGUUCCAGGGCGAUGCCUCACCCUUUAACGUAAAAGAGGCGCAUCAGAACUGCGUCAAGACCAAGGCCUUGGCCUCUGUGCUGGCUGUGCGGAAUAUAAGUAAAUCAGAUGCCAUUGCGGCUGUGGAGCGGGUUUUUCCCAAGUGCUAUGCGGAUCUAGAGCCCAUCGGCAGAAGAAUCCGUCGCAAUUCCACGGACCAACAGAAAGCCUACAUGGAGGGACCCAUGUACGGCUAUGACGUUUAUUGAAAUGGCUGUAAUGGAUGUGUUUGUUUUUAAUAAAACUAUGUUUUAAUCUUUAAA
Drosophila persimilis is the source of this 954-nucleotide messenger RNA. RefSeq names its product mitochondrial inner membrane protease ATP23 homolog. NCBI's taxonomy places the organism in Eukaryota, Metazoa, Arthropoda, Insecta, Diptera, Drosophilidae. Gene Ontology annotation, cellular component: extrinsic component of mitochondrial inner membrane. Gene Ontology annotation, biological process: mitochondrial proton-transporting ATP synthase complex assembly; mitochondrial protein processing. Bases 34 to 900 code for a protein of 288 amino acids. Gene Ontology annotation, molecular function: metalloendopeptidase activity. The record is from RefSeq and is a predicted model, not a curated record. The transcript is spliced from 2 exons.